GUCGUAGUCAGUUUGCAAAAGAAGGUCUUGGCGCAAAGUGUGUUUAGAGAAGCACAGGAGAGUUUACAUACCAUAAGAUUAUACAACAAGGACUAGAUCAAUGCAGCGAUCACUGUUACUACUGGCUGUGUCAGCCAUCCUGUUCUGUGCUGCAGUGGCCCUGCCCUCAAGACUGACCAUAUCCGAGGAGACUUGGCUGGAUCACAUGCUGACGCUGAGCGACGGCAGCAAUGAACUGCAGGACCUGGACGAGAGCACCGGAAUCCUCAUUAGAAAACGAUCUGCCAAGGAUGAUAGCAGCUCCUCUGAGGAGCAUAAGGACCAAGUCAAGGACAAGGCCAAAAACAAGGCGGACAGCUCCGGCGAUUCCUCCUCCGAGGAAAAGACAACACCAGCUGCGGUAGAAGAAACUACUACGGAGCACUCUGCUAGGAAGCGCAGAAGCACGGAGGAUGCGAGGAUACGAUCCUUUUGCCAUUCACUGAAUGAAUUGUCUAUUGAUCAUUCCGGUAGACAAUCUGUAUAUGAAAAACUGUAUAACUUUUGUAAGCUAAGGGAGUCUAGAAAAAGGCGCCAGGCUGCCGAUCAGAAAACCAGCGAUGAGUCGGACCUGGAUGCCCAGGAUGAGAAGGAGCUGGACGAGCAGAUGGCGCAGGCUGCGGCGGAACUUUUGAAGGGCAAGGAUAACACCAGCAUCGAGGACUACGCACAGGGAUGCGAGGUCAUGGAGGUUAGCUCCAAGGAGGCCAACGAAGCCACAUAUGCCGAAUGAUAUUUCUAACAGAACUUGAGUUUGAAUAAACAUAAGUAACAUUAAAA
Molecule: messenger RNA, 819 nt
Organism: Drosophila simulans
Lineage: Eukaryota; Metazoa; Arthropoda; Insecta; Diptera; Drosophilidae
Exons: 1
Coding region: 101-772 (223 amino acids)
Source: RefSeq, a predicted model, not a curated record